AUGGCCAAAACCACCUCGCUACGCUGCCGGGUGCUGGAGGGGAAGGACCUGCCCGCCAAGGACGUGACCGGCUCCAGCGAUCCCUACUGCGUGGUCAAAGUGGACAACGAGGUGGUGGCCAGGACAGCCACGGUGUGGAAGAGCCUGAACCCUUUCUGGGGUGAGGAAAUCACGCUGCUUUUGCCCCGGGGAUUCCACGGCCUCACCAUCUACGUGCUGGAUGAAGACACCAUCGGGCAGGACGAUGUCAUUGGCAAGGUCUCGCUCAGCCACCAGCAGAUCUCGGCCGAGCCGCGGGGCAUUGACAGCUGGCUCAGCCUGGCACCGGUGAACCCCGACCAGGAGGUGCAGGGCGAGAUCCACCUGGAGCUUCGAGUCCCCGAGCGGGGCCACCCGCGGGUGCUGCGCUGCCACCUCAUCCAGGCCAGGGACCUGGCCCCCCGCGACCCCUCGGGCACCUCGGACCCCUUUGGCCGGGUGUCGUGCUGCGGGCACACGUUGGAGACAGCCGUGGUUAAGAGAAGCCGCUUCCCGCACUGGGAUGAGGUGCUGGAGUUCGAGCUGCCGGAAGGGGAGCUGGGAGAGGCUGCGCUGAGCGUGGAGGUUUGGGACUGGGACAUCGUGGGCAAGAAUGACUUCCUGGGCCGGGUCGAGUUCUGCUUGGACUCCCUCUGCCCGGGCCCCACCAGGGGCUGGUUCCAGCUCCUGCCCUUCCCCAGCACCACCAAGGACCGCGGGGGACAGCUGGGUGCCCUGAGGCUGGCAGUGAGGCUGCUGGAGGACACGGUCCUGCCCUCCCACCACUACCAGCCCCUCAUCCAGCUCCUCACCGAGCCCAUCCUCUGCCCGGCCCAGUCCCCCGAGGGCACGGCCCUGGCUGUCCUGGAGGAGGUGACCUCAGGGGAGAGCCGGCAGGAAGUGGCCACCAAGUUGGUGAAGAUCUUCUUGGGCCAGGGCUUGGCUGUGCCCCUCCUGGACUACCUCACCACCCGCGAGCUGGCCAGGACCACUGAUCCCAACACCCUCUUCCGCUCCAACUCGCUGGCCUCCAAAUCCAUGGAGCAGUUCAUGAAGGUGGUGGGGCUGCCCUACCUGCACGGGGUCCUGAAGCCAGUGGUGAACCGCGUCUUUGAGGAGAAGAAAUACGUGGAGCUGGACCCCGGCAAGAUGGAGCUGAGCCGGGGCAGGAGGUUCUCCUUCAAGGGGUCCCUGUCGGAGGCGCAGGUGCGGGAGAGCAGCCUGGAGCUGCUGAAGGGCUACCUGGGGGACAUCAUCGAUGCCAUCGUGGGCUCGGUGGACAAGUGUCCCCUCCCCAUGAGGGUGGCCUUCAAGCAGCUGCGCAGGCGGGCGGAGGAGCGAUUCCCCUCGGCACAGCACGAGGAGGUCCGGUACUUCUCCAUCAGUGGGUUUCUCUUCCUUCGCUUCUUCGCUCCCGCCGUCCUCACCCCGAAGCUCUUCGGGCUCCGGGAGCAGCACGCGGAGCCCUGCACCGGCCGCACGCUCCUGCUGCUCGCCAAGGCGCUGCAGACCAUCGGGAACCUGGGGCUGCAGCUGGGGCAGGGCAAGGAGCCCUGGAUGGCGCCGCUGAACUCCGUCCUCCUGCCCAGUGUCACCCGUGUCCGGGCCUUCCUGGAUGCCCUGGUCACUGUGGAGAGCCCCGAGGUGGGCGAGGUGCCAGUGCCACAGGGACAUCCCCAGCCCUCGGCCACCAUCAAGGAGGGUCCCCUGCACACCUGCCCAGAGCAGGGGGUGGCACUGCUGCCCCGCUUUGCCUUCAAGAAGAGGCACUUCAGGCUCAGCAGCCAGGCCCUGGCCUAUGCCAAGGUCCCCCAGGGGCAGGCACUCGGCUCCAUCCCAGUGGAGUGGAUCCGGGCAGUGGAGCAGGUGGACAAGGGCACCUUCCAGCACCCCCACGUCCUGCAGGUGGUGGCACAGGAUGACACCGGGCAGCUCCACACCACCUACCUCCAGUGCAAGAGCUCCCCGGAGCUGUGGCAGUGGCUGUGGGCGCUGCGCCAGGCCACCAGCGCCAACAGGGACAUGCUGCCCACUUGCCACCCCGGCACCUUCCGCGCCGGCCGCUGGACCUGCUGCCUGCAGCCCACCCGCGCCGCGCCCGGGUGCAGCCGUACCCACGGCACGGUGGUGCUGGCAGAGUGGAGCGACCUCGGGGACGCCGCGGUGGCAGCACAGAGCCUCUACGGGCACCUGCGGUGA
Pseudopodoces humilis (Tibetan ground-tit) is the source of this 2217-nucleotide messenger RNA. NCBI's taxonomy places the organism in Eukaryota, Metazoa, Chordata, Aves, Passeriformes, Paridae. The record is from RefSeq and is a predicted model, not a curated record.